AUGUCUGAACAUAAUAUCUACGGGUAUAAUCCCUCGCUUCCAGCAGCCAUCAUCUUCAUCAUACUCUUUGGAGCCUCAACUGCCUACCAUGGCUACCAACUCGUCAAGUCACGAUGCAUGUACUUCAUCCCAUUCUUAAUUGGCGGCGUGUUCCAGAUCAUCGGUUAUAUCUGUCGCGCAGCCUCACAUGAUAAUUUCUCCGGAAUUCCCCUAUACGCGAUUCAGACACUCAUGAUUCUGCUCGCUCCGCCACUAUAUGCCGCAUCAAUCUACAUGGUCUUAGGCCGAACAGUGACAUACCUCCACGCAGAGAAUCUAAGUUUGGUGCCAGUGAAAUGGAUGACAAAGAUCUUCGUAACCGGCGAUGUCUUCUCCUUUCUCCUACAGUGUGCUGGUGGUGGUCUCAUGUCUGCAGGAUCAUCCAUGCACGAAACAGGGUCGAACGUAACAAUCGGCGGCCUAGUCAUCCAACUCCUCUUCUUCGGUUUUUUCGUGGUCGUCACGACGGUCUUCCACUUCCGCAUCUCACGCCAUCCAACCUCCAAAUCACAAACAGACCUUGGCAUCACCCGAAGCCUGGGCUGGAAACAGCGCAACUGGUUCACCAUUCUCGUCGGCCUGUAUAUUGUCAGUGUUCUGAUUCUCGUGCGGUCUGUUUUCCGUCUAGUCGAGUAUAGGGAGGGAUAUAGUGGGUAUAUCAUGACACAUGAGGUUUUCAUGUAUAUCUUUGAUGGAUUGUUGAUGUGGAUUGCUAUGAUUGUGAUGAAUAUCUACCAUCCAGCAGAGAUCCUGGGGAAUGGGAAGGGUGGACAGGGUGAAUAUUCUGAGACGAUGCAAUUGUAG
Penicillium canescens is the source of this 843-nucleotide messenger RNA. Its product is annotated as RTA1 domain-containing protein. Gene Ontology annotation, cellular component: membrane. The transcript is spliced from 3 exons. Bases 1 to 843 code for a protein of 280 amino acids. Lineage: Eukaryota; Fungi; Ascomycota; Eurotiomycetes; Eurotiales; Aspergillaceae. The record is from RefSeq and is a predicted model, not a curated record.